Molecule: messenger RNA, 1320 nt
Organism: Trichophyton benhamiae CBS 112371
Lineage: Eukaryota; Fungi; Ascomycota; Eurotiomycetes; Onygenales; Arthrodermataceae
Exons: 5
Coding region: 1-1320 (439 amino acids)
Biological process (GO): mitotic cell cycle; microtubule cytoskeleton organization
Cellular component (GO): cytoplasm; microtubule
Molecular function (GO): structural constituent of cytoskeleton; GTP binding
Source: RefSeq, a predicted model, not a curated record
AUGGAAUGGAUGAGACUGACGAGAGACGCGUCCAGGUACCUCCUCGAGCACGGUUUGAAGGCUGAUGGCCGUCUCGACCCCGAGGCCACUGAUAUCGGCGAGCCAGGCUCCUUCGAGACUUUCUUCACUGAGACUAGAGACAACAAAUAUGUCCCUCGUUCCAUCUUCGUCGACCUUGACCCUUCUCCAAUUGACGAGAUCCGAACUGGUCCUUACCGCCAGCUCUUCCACCCUGAGAUGUUGAUCAGCGGAAAGGAGGAUGCCGCUAACAACUAUGCUCGUGGUCACUACACCAUCGGAAAGGAGCUCGUCGACAAUGUCAUUGACCGCAUUCGUCGUGUUGCUGACAACUGCUCUGCUCUCCAGGGCUUCUUGAUCUUCCACUCCUUCGGUGGUGGUACUGGUUCUGGUUUCGGUGCUCUCCUCCUUGAGCGUCUCUCCACCGACUACGGAAAGAAGUCCAAGCUGGAAUUCGCCGUCUACCCAGCUCCCCGUGUCUCUACCGCCGUUGUUGAGCCAUACAACGCCGUUCUCUCCACUCACAGCACCAUUGAGAACUCUGACUGUACCUUCUUGGUCGACAACGAGGCAGUCUACGACAUCUGCCACCGUAACCUCGACAUCCCUCGUCCAGGAUACGAGCAUCUUAACCGUUUGAUCGCUCAGGUUGUCAGCUCCAUCACCUCCUCUCUCCGAUUCGAUGGUGCUCUCAACGUCGAUCUCAACGAGUUCCAGACCAACUUGGUGCCAUACCCACGUAUCCACUACCCAUUGAUCAGCUACGCUCCUGUUGUCUCCAGCAACCGAAGCUCCCACGAGUCCUUCAAGGUCCAUGACCUUACCUUCCAAUGCUUCGAGCCAAACAACCAGAUGGUCGUUUGUGACCCACGCAACGGAAAGUACAUGGCUGUUGCCCUUCUGUACCGUGGUGAUGUUGUCCCACGCGACUGCACUGCUGCUGUUGCCGCUCUCAAGUCCAAGGCCUCCUUCAACCUUGUUGAAUGGUGCCCAACUGGAUUCAAGCUCGGAAUCAACUACCAGAAGCCAAUGCGUGUUCCUGGUGGCGAGCUUGCUCCCGUCGACCGCUCCCUUAGCAUGCUGUCCAACACCACCGCCAUUGCCGAGGCCUGGAACCGUCUCGACCACAAGUUCGACCUCAUGUACUCCAAGCGUGCCUUCGUUCACUGGUACGUUGGUGAGGGUAUGGAGGAAGGUGAAUUCUCUGAGGCCCGUGAGGAUCUCGCUGCUUUGGAGAAGGAUUACGAGGAAGUUGCCAGCGACAGCUUGGACACUGAGGGUGAUGAGGGUGCCGAAUACUAG